AUGGAAAAUCAAUCAAUAACACAAUCUACACGCGUGAAAGCUGCAAACCACCCUGUCCUCCUCCCCGACGGAAGCACCAGUGAAAUUGCGGAUGGAAGCGAUUUCCUGCACGUUGUCCGCCAAGACUGCACCAUUCUCCGCCCUGCGAUGACUGCGUAUUGGACCAUUCUUCUUCAGGAAGAUGCUAGGUUCAAAUAUUACCAGCGAGAGCUCUCUGGCGCCAAUAAUGGCCAGAAUCGCGUCCGUUGCGCGUGGGUUGAGGAGGAUCGAAUUGAUACCAGCGAGAAGUUGGGUAUUCCAACAGUCCGACGAGGUUCGCGCAAUGUUUCGCACACAGGAUUGGACUGUCCAGGUGGAAAUAUUUCACUAUGA
Messenger RNA from Blastomyces gilchristii SLH14081, 372 nucleotides. RefSeq lists its product as uncharacterized. The transcript is spliced from 3 exons. Bases 1 to 372 code for a protein of 123 amino acids. The record is from RefSeq and is a predicted model, not a curated record. Lineage: Eukaryota; Fungi; Ascomycota; Eurotiomycetes; Onygenales; Ajellomycetaceae.